Leishmania major strain Friedlin is the source of this 1467-nucleotide messenger RNA. RefSeq names its product phosphatidate cytidylyltransferase-like protein. Gene Ontology annotation, molecular function: phosphatidate cytidylyltransferase activity. Bases 1 to 1467 code for a protein of 488 amino acids. The transcript has a single exon. Gene Ontology annotation, cellular component: plasma membrane. Lineage: Eukaryota; Euglenozoa; Kinetoplastea; Trypanosomatida; Trypanosomatidae. Gene Ontology annotation, biological process: CDP-diacylglycerol biosynthetic process. The record is from RefSeq and is a predicted model, not a curated record.
AUGGACGGUUACAGAACGCCCGCGGGCCCCCCUUUGCAGGUGGGCCCGGCACGCAACCGUAUCGGUCUCACCAAUAUUCAGAUGCGGACGGUGACCGUCUGCAUCAUUGGCCCAGCUGUCCUCGCCUGGAGCGGCUAUUCGGAGCGCUGCGCCACAGUUCUCAGCUUCUUCGCCACGUUCAUGUGCGGCAUCGAGUGGAGCGGCGUUAAGCGCCACCUCAAGGUCGCACUGCUUAUGUCAAUGGAUAAUACAGCGAUGCCCAAGCCUCAAUCGCCGGUGCCGCCUCUCACAAUGCUGGUCGACCUGGUCGCUCGACCGCCGCCGCCAUCGCCUUGCAUUGAAGGGGUGCCACUCUGCCCCGAAGAGUACGAACUGCCAGUGGCGCCCAUCUCCCUCUACAAUGUUCUGAAACACCUUGGGUGGGCGCUGCUGCCGCUUGCUGCAUAUAGUGGCGAGCAGGUUUUUCUUGUCACGCUCGAGCUCUACUUCGUCGUCUUCGUCGUUGUGACGCUGACGGCGCAUAAUCGGCUGGAGCUCAAGGUGGAGCACGCGAUGAAGCGGCUGAGCCAGCAGUUGUCCUCCGACUCGCAGGACAGCUCGCGUGGCGCCCCCACCGCCGCGGCAGCAUGCAAGACCGAGCCGGACCUGCCUCGGACGGACGAUAGUGUGGCGAAGAAGGAGCGGGUGGCCAAGGCACAGCGCGACUACUUUCUCUUGAUGGAGCUGCACAUGAUCGCAGAGCGGCAGCCAACAGAGCAGUUCCUUGAUUUUUGCCUUGAUAUCUUUGGCAUCGUGUGGAUUGCUGGCAUCUCUACCCCGUUCUUUGUGUACCACAUCACUGACGUCGGCGUGCCGUGGCUUUCCUCAACGUUGAUCGGCAACUUCGCGAACGACAUCGCCGCGCUGGUUGUGGGGCGCAGCCUCGCCAUCCUGCGAGAGCGAUACGGGGAGAUCUACGAUGUGACUGGCGAGGAGCCGCCAGCCACUGGGGCGGCGAACCAGCCGAGGAAGCGGCCGCUAAAGGAAGCGAGUGGGCUCGUGAGAAUGCUGCUGCGCAGUCCGCACCAUCUUAACCGUGCCAUUAGCCCGAACAAGUCAGUGGAGGGUGCCGUGGCAGGUGUGAUUAUUAAUGCAUUCAGCUUUGCCGGCCUCAUGUUCUGGUUUUACCGGGGGCUGUUUGCUGCGCCGGCGGCAAACGUUGUGGACCCAGCGUUCCAGAACGUUGCUCUGUGGCUACUCCUCGGCACCAUCAUGGGCGUGCUCGGCGUCUGCGGGGAUCUACUACAGUCCCUGCUGAAGCGUGCUGCGCGCGUGAAGGAUGCGGGCUUCAUUAUCCCAGGGCAUGGUGGCAUUCUGGAUCGUGUGGACGGCAUGUUGCUCGUUUUCCCGUUCAUGCACUGUGCCCUGCGCGGCAUCAUGAGUCUGUCCAGUGACUCGGGAAAUCGUCGCUCGUUCUUCGCGGCGUAG